Messenger RNA from Aaosphaeria arxii CBS 175.79, 1380 nucleotides. Its product is annotated as putative amino acid transporter. NCBI's taxonomy places the organism in Eukaryota, Fungi, Ascomycota, Dothideomycetes, Pleosporales. Gene Ontology annotation, cellular component: vacuolar membrane. Gene Ontology annotation, molecular function: amino acid transmembrane transporter activity. Bases 1 to 1380 code for a protein of 459 amino acids. Gene Ontology annotation, biological process: amino acid transmembrane transport. The record is from RefSeq and is a predicted model, not a curated record. The transcript is spliced from 5 exons.
AUGCCCCUCAAAGACGAAUCCAGAAAUAUUGAGCUAGCCUCCCCACGAGCCUCCAUAAACAACGAUGUAUUUGGCGAAAUCCCAGCAGAAGGCCCUAACUAUCGUGAUAUAGGAUGGAUGGGUACUUUUGUGCUCAUGCUCAAGACCCAAGUUGGCCUGGGUGUACUGUCAAUUCCUUAUGCUUUUGAUAAGCUGGGAUUGAUACCUGGCAUUUUGUGCUUACUUGGAGUAGCUCUUAUCGCUACUUGGGGUCAACGUAUUGUCGGCGUAUUCAAACGCAAUCAUGCAGACGUUUACAGCAUUGUCGAUACGGGAGAAAAGAUAGGAGGAAGGCCUGGGCGAGAGUUGAUGGGUUUUGCAUUCAUGUUAUAUUGGAUUUGCGUUGCUGCAUCCGGUAUGUCAGGUAUCUCGACUGCCUUGAAUGCAAUCACUUUGCACGGAGCAUGCACUGCGAUUUUCGUCGCACUCGCCGCAUUUUUUGCGUUUGCGAUUGGAAGCAUCAGAACGCUUGGAAAUAUAUCAUGGCUUGCGUGGAUUGGAGGACUUUCCAUUUUCGCUGCGCUCUUCACUUUGACAGUUGCUGUUGGCCUCCAAGGUCGACCCACCGAAGCACCGAAGAUCGGUCCGUACGUAUCUAACUACAAGCUGAUUGGCAACCCAACCUUCUAUGAAGGCAUGGCGGCUAUCAAUUCACUUGUGUUUGCAUAUUCUGGAACCCCCGCUUUCUUUGCUAUCAUCUCAGAGAUGAGAGACCCACGUCAGUACAAAAAAGCCAUGUUGACUUGCCAGUGUACGAUGACUGGCAUCUAUCUCGUAGUUGGAAUUGUCGUCUACUAUUAUUGUGGUACAUACGUUUCCUCACCUGCCCUUGGAUCUGCUGGCCCCUUGUUGAAGAGGAUCUGCUACGGACUUGCCCUACCUGGGCUGAUGGUUAGCACCUGUCUUCUUAUCCACUAUCCGUCUAAGUAUAUUUUUGUACGUGCACUUCGAGAUUCUCAACAUCUCGUUUCCAAUUCGACCAUCCAUUGGAUUACCUGGUUAUCCUGUACCUUUGGUGUCACGAUCGUGGGCUACGUCAUUGCUUCUACAGUGCCGAACUUUGGAAGCCUCGUCUCGCUGGUUGGUGCGUUACUCGCGACCCUUAUGUCUUUCCAACCGAUGGGGGCGAUGUGGCUCCAUGACAACUGGAACAGAAGAGAAAGGGGGAUACAAUGGAGAAUAGGUGUUUCUUGGUCAGUGUUUGUGAUAGUCAUUGGCACGUACAUCAUGAUAGCCGGAUCAUAUACUGCCAUUGUGUCAAUCAUCGACAGCUAUACCUCCGUCAGUGGAACAAAUCCAUGGUCUUGUGCAGAUAAAUCCAAUUCGGUCGAUCUCGAUUAA